Molecule: messenger RNA, 285 nt
Organism: Rotaria sp. Silwood2
Lineage: Eukaryota; Metazoa; Rotifera; Eurotatoria; Philodinida; Philodinidae
Source: the annotation of a GenBank genome assembly
AUGUUCAACAAUAUUAACGACGACUUUCUUCCAGAAACACUAGAAGACUUCAUUUUAGUCCGAGCAGCGGAAUUAGCACGAACAAAUGUUAGUGCAGCAAUGGACACGAUACGAGAUGGUAUGCCAUCGGAUUUUUCAAAAAAUCGCAUCAAUUAUUUAAAAGAAUUGAAUCAUAUAUUUGUACGAGAACAAGAAGAAAAAAUGAAUCGAUUGGAACACCUUAUUUUCAAAACAUAUGACUGGUCUGAAUCAUUUCCGGAUUGUACACCUGCAUUACGUAUGUAG